Lactuca saligna is the source of this 444-nucleotide messenger RNA. The record is from the annotation of a GenBank genome assembly. NCBI's taxonomy places the organism in Eukaryota, Viridiplantae, Streptophyta, Magnoliopsida, Asterales, Asteraceae.
AGUAAGGUUGAUAUUAAAAGAGGGACAUUGGUGGUUCCUUUAUUAUGGCCUAAUACCCCGAUGAUGGCUUCCUCCUACAGCUUCACCUCAACCCUCGAUCGAUCAAGCAAGAAAUCAACAAUAAACAACACAAAAGCUUGUGAUUGUGGGUCCCAUACACGUAUUGUAGCAUCAACAACAUCAAAGAAUCCAAGGAGACAUUUCAUGGGUAAAUGCAAAUAUUGGAAGUGGUUGGAUGUAGAACCUGCACAGAUCCCUGUAACCAAUGUGGUGGAGGGAAUGAAAGUUGAUUUGGUAGCAUUGAAGACGGAAUUAGAGAAGGUGAAAGAAGGCAUGGAACAAAUAAAUAAGGCAAAGUACUCUGAUGCCAAUGCAAUGAAGGACAAAUUAUAUAAGUUUUUCAUAGGAUUUCUUUUUUUGAUCGUAAUGUAUAUGAUGAAAUGA